GUUCUUAAAAGCACGUGACUGUGAUGCAGGGAAACAGCUGAAGAGCGCGUGAACAGCUUCACCUUGUUUAUUUAGUGCAAUACACAGGGUGCAGUAAUUAUUUAUUCUAACCUCUAACUAGUGUACUUUAUAGGGAAUAGGAAGCCAGUUGAGAUGCAGUACAAGCUAAAGGCCUUUUAAAGUAGUGGAACAGUUUUCUUAACGCGGUUUUACCUUUUUUUUUUUUUUUUUUUUAAAUGCAAUAAAGUGUUUUUGUGAAUAGUUUUGUGUGUUUUUAUAAAUCGGCAGCAAACAUGGCCUCGAAUAUUCGGUUAUGUUUCCACACAACAUUACAUUGGACUUUUAUUUGGGUCUGUAUGCUGUGGAGCAGCAUGGCAGUGAUGACCAAAACCUACCAAAGACCAAACAUUGUGUUGAUCCUCACAGAUGAUUUGGACAUUUCCAUCGGCGGAAUGAUUCCAUUAAACAAAACAAGGAAGUUAAUUGGGGAUGCAGGAAUAACCUUUACAAACACUUUUGUUGCCAGUCCCCUGUGCUGUCCCAGCAGAGCCAGCAUCCUUACAGGCAAAUACCCACACAACCACCGUGUGAUCAACAAUACUUUGGAAGGAAACUGCAGCAGUCUCGCCUGGCAGAAGAGCCAGGAGCCUUAUACUUUCCCUGUCUUACUGCAGAAACAUCUCUACUACCAAACGUUCUUCGCGGGGAAGUACAUGAACGAGUAUGGAAACAAACAGUCUGGUGGAGUGGAACAUAUUCCCCCAGGCUGGGACCACUGGUUUGCACUGGAGAGAAACUCAAAAUAUUACAAUUACACAUUAUCAGUAAAUGGUAAAGCACAGAGGCAUGGACAGAAUUAUACUGAGGACUAUCUUACUGAUGUUCUGGCCAACAUAUCACUAGACUUUCUUCAGUACAAGUCUAACUACAGGCCAUUUUUCAUGAUGGUGUCUACACCAGCUCCUCAUUCUCCCUGGACAGCUGCUCCACAAUAUGAGAGCCACUUUUCUGAAGUCAAAGCCCCAAGAGAUCCCAGUUUUAAUACCCACAGCAAGGAUAAACACUGGCUAAUUCGACAGGCAAAGACUCCAAUGUCAAACUCCUCUGUGGAAUUCCUGGACAAUGCUUACAAAAAACGGUGGCGCACUCUUUUGUCUGUAGACGACCUGGUGGAGAAGGUGGUAAAGAAAUUGGAAGCUCAAGGAGAUCUGGAGAACACGUACAUCUUUUUCACUUCUGACAAUGGCUAUCACACUGGCCAGUUUUCUCUUCCCAUGGACAAGCGUCAGCUUUAUGAGUUCGACAUCAGAGUUCCUCUGCUAGUACGUGGACCAGACAUCAAGCCCAACCAGACCAGCCCGUUACUUGUAGCUAAUAUAGAUUUGGGCCCAACUAUCCUGGACAUGGCGGGGUAUGAGGUAAAUAAGACCCAGAUGGAUGGGAUGUCCUUUCUACCUGUUAUGAUUGGUAAGGAGAACAGCACAACAUGGAGGUCUGACUUUCUGGUGGAGUAUGAGGGAGAAGGACACAAUGUCUCAGAUCCAGCCUGUCCCAGCCUGGGCCCAGGUGUCUCAGAAUGUUUUCCUGACUGUGUAUGUGAAGAUGCGUACAACAACACAUAUGCUUGCGUUCGUACCGUCUCCCAGACUAGCAACCUGCAGUACUGCGAGUUUGAUGAUAAUGAGGUGUUCGUAGAAGUGUAUAACCUGACAGCAGACCCCUUCCAACUCAAGAACAUUGCCAAAAGCAUCGAUCAGGAGGUUCUGGAGAAAAUGAAUCAUCGACUGAUGAUGCUGCAGUCAUGUUCAGGACAGUCGUGCAGAACACCUGGAGUCUACGAUUCACGGUUUAAAUUUGAUCCUCAGAUGAUAAUCAACAGUCUCCGGCCUCAUGGAAGCCGACUCCGGCAGGUGCUAAAGUAAAGACAGAAAGCUCUGUCCUGCUGCCUUUUUCUCCCCUGAGCUUCCCUUUGAGAAUUGUGGCUUUCUCUUCCACACUUGGUGUAAAGAAUAAGGUCAUGAGGUUUUCUAGGAACAGGGAUGUUACCCUGAUGUUACCCUGCUACAGUCACCCUUUUCUGUAGUUUCUGACAGCUCCAUUUUUAAUAGGAUGCCUAUGUUCAGUAUGAAGCAUUGCUCAGAUUACAUAUUUAUAUCAUUUUUGCAUCUUGAGAUUAACAACCUAACCCUAAGUGGUUUAGAUUAGACUAGUAUAGCAGGGAUGACAUUGGCUGUUGUUGUUUUUGUUUUUUUUUCUUUUUCUUUUUCUUGUAUUCUAUAAAGUUUUAGGCCUUAAAUUCUGCCACAAUAACAUGUUUGAUAACCUUGUUUGGAUGUUUUAGUGCUGUAGUUGGUCAAAACCAAAGUUUGAAUAAUGGAAUGUAUUCCGUUUCACACAGCAAUGUGCCUAAUUCUCACUAGUGACUACUGAUUUUUUUUUUAUUAAAAUAUACAAAAUCAUAGAUUUUCACAAUUAGUGCUCAUGGGGGUGGCGGACCUCAAAUUCACAAGAUUCACAGCCAAAGGGUUUACUGUACUCCAAUUACAUCAUUAAUAACUUUAAUGUUAAUUGUCCGUUUUAGUGCAAAAAAUAGUAUUUUACUAUGAGGGUGUAUAAACGGAUACAAGGCACCGUGUCACACUGUCUGCUAGCUCAGCUUCACUAAUAAGGGAACAGUUUCCUCUUUGUACUGCUACAUGUUGGAUUAUCAAAUAUGUUUAUAUAGUAAUUUUACGCCAACAUCAUGACCUGGUUUCAGAUAUUACUAAUGAUUUGGUGUUUUGUUGCUGUAUAUGAUCUAUAAAAUAACUGCUCUUCACUUAAUGUUGACUUAAAGUCAAUAUGUGACUUUAUUUUACUGAGGCACUUUCUGAUCUGUGAUAGUUUGUUUUAUUUUGCACAUCAUUUCUUUGUGUAAUUUUCCUGUAGUUGGUGUGUUAUUUUUUUUCAGAGUUUGAUCAAUAAACUAUUAUGACAUUG
Molecule: messenger RNA, 2979 nt
Organism: Tachysurus fulvidraco (yellow catfish)
Lineage: Eukaryota; Metazoa; Chordata; Actinopteri; Siluriformes; Bagridae
Gene: gnsa
Product: glucosamine (N-acetyl)-6-sulfatase a
Exons: 14
Coding region: 294-1922 (542 amino acids)
Biological process (GO): glycosaminoglycan metabolic process
Molecular function (GO): N-acetylglucosamine-6-sulfatase activity; glycosaminoglycan binding
Source: RefSeq, a predicted model, not a curated record